AUGCUUCCUUUCUCACGCUUCGUUCUCGGCCACCGUUCAAUUCCCUCUCUCCGCCACCGCCGCCGGCAACGGAGACUCCUGUCUAUCUCCUCCUCGCCAAACGUUCCGCUCUCACACCCGACUUACAUGAUAUGGGCGUCCAACACCUCCCUCGGCAAAACACUCGUCUCUACUGGUCUAGCUUCCUCCUUCCUUCUCUCCCGCUCCUCUUACGCCGAGCAUCGCAAGCUCCUCUAUCUCAAACCCGUUCAGACUGGAUUCCCGGCCGACUCUGACUCCCAUUUCGUCUUCUCCAGACUGUGCUCACUCGCUUCCCUGCGAAGCUCAGGAGGUCCUUCUCUCUCAUUUUCCGCCUCCAAUUCCGUUAUCAAAUCCUCUCUUCCGGCUGCUAUUGCCCUCUCGGGCCGAAAUUCCCUGCCCGGGGAACGAAUUCCCGCGUUCUGCGAUGUGAGCUUCCGCGAGGAAAGCAAAUUUCUACGGACCGCGGGUACCUGUUCUGCCGAGUUAGUGUGUGAAACGUUAUAUGCAUGGAAGGAAGCUGUUUCCCCGCACUUGGCCGCCGAGAGAGAGAAUUGUGCGGUGCCGGAUUCCUUACUGGUGGAGAUGUUGGAGAAGCAUUUGACGGCUUCUAUGGAAGGGGUGUUUCAGAAGGAGAGUAAACAGGACUUCUGUAUUGUUGAGACAGCUGGAGGUGUUGCAAGUCCUGGUCCGUCUGGAACCUUGCAAUGCGAUUUGUAUAGGCCAUUCCGUCUUCCUGGUGUUCUUGUCGGAGAUGGGCGGCUUGGUGGCAUAUCUGGGACUAUUUCAGCUUAUGAGAGUCUGAAACUUCGAGGUUAUGAUAUUGUUGCAGUGGUGUUUGAGGAUCAUGGACUUGUUAACGAGGUUCCAUUACUAUCAUAUUUCAGAAACAGGGUGCCUAUAUUUGUGUUGCCGUCCAUACCACUGGAUAUGUCAAAUGACCUAGUGGACUGGUUUAACGAUUCUGAAGCAGUAUUCAAUUCUCUUAGGGAAAUAAUGGUCUCAACAUUUUCAGAAAGGAUACAGAGAUUGAAUGACAUGCCAAAGAAAGCAGGGGAUAUUUUAUGGUGGCCAUUUACUCAGCACAAGCUUGUACCUGAAGCCAGUAUAACUGUUAUCGAUUCACGAUGCGGGGAGAACUUUGCAGUUUAUAAGGAUAGAAAGGGUGGAUCAAUAACGCAGCAAUUUGAUGCAUGUGCUAGCUGGUGGACUCAAGGGCCUGAUGCUGCUCUACAGAUUGAGCUUGCAAGAGAAUUGGGCUAUGCUGCUGGACGAUUUGGUCAUGUGAUGUUCCCGGAGAAUGUUUAUGAGCCAGUAUUAGAAUGUGCAGAACUUCUGCUCGAGGGUGUAGGCAAAGGUUGGGCUGCCAGGAGUUACUUUUCUGAUAACGGGUCAACUGCGAUUGAAAUUGCCCUCAAAAUGGCAUUCCGCAAAUUCUGUAAUGAAAAUGAUGUGCUUCCUGUCAGGAGCAAUACUGUUGGGAGAUGCUUUGACCUGAAGGUAUUAGCUCUUAAUGGGUCUUACCACGGUGACACAUUGGGUGCAAUGGAAGCUCAAGCACCAUCAUCAUAUACGGCCUUCAUCCAACAGCCAUGGUACAGUGGAAGAGGUUUUUUUCUGGACCCUCCUACUGUUUCUAUAUGCAACAAUAUGUGGAUUGUCUCUUUACCGGCUGGCAUGCAUUCAGGGGAUCUGUAUAAUGUGGUGACAACCUACAGUUCCCGGGAUGAAAUAUUUCACAAGAGCAGAGAUAAGUCAGAUCUUGCUCAGGCUUAUUUGUCAUACAUAUCAGAACAGUUGGUUUCGUUCUCAGAUAAAGAACCAUCAGUCCAGAUUGGAGCCUUAAUUGUAGAACCAGUUAUACAAGGAGCUGGAGGUAUGCUUCUCAUUGAUCCACUUUUCCAACGGGUUCUAGUCAAUGAAUGCCGAGGGAAAAAGAUUCCAAUUAUAUUCGAUGAAGUUUUUACUGGGUUCUGGCGUCUUGGUGUCGAGACUGCAGCAGAACUACUUGGAUGUGUACCUGACAUAGCCUGCUUCGCAAAGCUGAUGACUGGUGGUGUUAUACCGCUGGCUGCUACAUUGGCCACAGAAGCAGUUUUUGAUUUGUUCACUGGUGACUCAAAACUGAAUGCCCUCUUGCACGGACACUCUUACUCUGCACAUGCAAUGGGGUGCACUGCUGCUACUAAAGCGAUCAAAUGGUUUAAAGAUCCCAAGUCUAAUGCUAAUAUCCUUUCUGAAGGAGGGUUGCUUAAGGAGUUGUGGGACCCAGAGCUGGUAGCACGGAUAUCUUCCCAUCAUUCAGUCCAAAGAGUGGUUGCAUUAGGGACGGUAUUUGUUGUAGAACUACGAGCUGAAGGGAACAAUGCAGGGUAUGCUUCAACAUAUACAAGAGGACUUAUUAUGAAGUUGCGGGAAGAUGGGGUGUACAUGAGGCCACUGGGCAACGUCAUCUAUCUAAUGUGUACACCUUUAACGUUGCCUAGUACCUGCAGGGGGUUGCUUGUCAAACUUCUCAGGAGACUGCAACAGUUCGGCGAACCCUCGAGUUAA
Molecule: messenger RNA, 2571 nt
Organism: Linum trigynum
Lineage: Eukaryota; Viridiplantae; Streptophyta; Magnoliopsida; Malpighiales; Linaceae
Source: the annotation of a GenBank genome assembly